AUGGAAGCAGUAACAUCAGCCAUUACAAAAAACAACAACGGUUAUGAUUCAUUCUGCUUGACUAAUGCUAAAAAUAAUAAUAUGAAAGUGAAUAGCAUCGAUCCUUUGAUUUGGGGUGUGGUCGUCGAGGUAAUGAAAUGGAGCCACUUGGAUGAAGUGAAACAUAUGGUGGAGGAGUACCGAAAGCCAGUGGUUCGUCUUGGUGGCGAGACGCUCACAAUUUCUCAGGUGGCUGACAUUGCCUCAAAUAACCAUGGUGUGAAAAUUGAGUUGUCAGAAUCUGUAGAAGAACUCAUCAGGUUUUUAAAUGUCGGAAUAUUUGAAAGUGGAACCGAGUCAAACCACACAUUACCACACACAACAACAAGAGUCGCCAUGUUAGUGAGAAUCAACACACUUCUCCAAGGCUAUUCUAGAAUUAUAUUUGAAAUCCUGGAAGCCAUAACCAAGCUCAUUAACAAGAACAUCACCCCAUGUUUACCACUUCGAGGUACUAUCACAGCUUCAGGAGAUUUAGUCUCUCUUACUUAUAUUACUGGUUUACUAACAGAAAGACCAAAUUCCAAAGCUCAUGGACCUUCUGGAGAUAUACUUAAUGUCGAAAAGGCUUUUCAAUUGACUGGUAUCAAUGAUAAUUUCUUUGAAUUACAACCUAAGGAAGGACUUGCACUUAUUCAUAUACAAUUAAAUAUAUUUGGCCAUUUGAACCAUGUGUUAGAACUAAUAACAGCCAUGGAUGAACCAGAGAAAAGUAGAAAGAAUAAGAGAAAGAAGAGAAGAAAUUAUGAGAACUUGAAGCUACAAAAGCUUAAUGAUCAUUACAUCAUAGUUGUGUUUAUAUAG
Messenger RNA from Vicia faba (fava bean), 843 nucleotides. The record is from the annotation of a GenBank genome assembly. NCBI's taxonomy places the organism in Eukaryota, Viridiplantae, Streptophyta, Magnoliopsida, Fabales, Fabaceae.